Molecule: messenger RNA, 342 nt
Organism: Dipodomys spectabilis (banner-tailed kangaroo rat)
Lineage: Eukaryota; Metazoa; Chordata; Mammalia; Rodentia; Heteromyidae
Product: gametocyte-specific factor 1-like
Exons: 5
Coding region: 1-342 (113 amino acids)
Source: RefSeq, a predicted model, not a curated record
AUGGAAAAAGAGGAAUCUGUGGAUCCUGAGAGGUUGUUGCAGUGUCCCUAUGAUAAAAAUCACAAAAUCAGAUCAUGCAGGUUCCCAUACCAUCUUGUGAAAUGCAAAGAGAAUCAUCCUGACAUUGCUGCCAAAUUGGCUACUUGUCCCUUUAAUGCUCGUCACCUGGUUCCACGAGAUCAACUCACUGAACAUAUUGCAACUUGUAUGGACAAAACUUCCCUUGAAGAUGAUGUAGAAUCCUUGGAAGAUCCUAGCCCAAGUUUUGUUUGGGAUAUUCUCUAUGCUUCAUAUGAUGUGAGCGUCAACAGUGCCAGUACAUUGACAUUUGAACACCCAUAG